Messenger RNA from Trichophyton verrucosum HKI 0517, 1716 nucleotides. RefSeq lists its product as uncharacterized. The record is from RefSeq and is a predicted model, not a curated record. Lineage: Eukaryota; Fungi; Ascomycota; Eurotiomycetes; Onygenales; Arthrodermataceae. Gene Ontology annotation, molecular function: A2-type glycerophospholipase activity. Bases 1 to 1716 code for a protein of 571 amino acids. Gene Ontology annotation, biological process: cardiolipin acyl-chain remodeling. The transcript is spliced from 3 exons. Gene Ontology annotation, cellular component: mitochondrial inner membrane.
AUGGAUCACCACUUCUCCUACUUCUACUUCUACUUCUACAUCUUCAUCUUCAUCUUCACCUACUCUACAGCUUCAUCUACAGCUUGUCUGCAGCUUCGUCUACAGCUUCGUCUACUCUUCUACUGCUAUGUCGGUCCGCUGCACUGCCUCCUCGCCGUCCAUCCUCGCCCGCCACGAAACGCCCUGACUUCUCCAGUCAAGAAGAAACAGUCCAGAGUCGAGAUCCAGAAGAAUAAGAGUGACAGGCUCGUCUCUGUCGCUCGGCCGUCCGCUGUCAAGCUGUCUUCAAGCAGAAUCCCAGCGCUGCCUCUCAUCGCCGCCGCCCGCUCGCCGCGUCCCCCGCUGCUCCUUCACCACCACCAGCCAGCAACAGCUUCAACUUCAGCUUCAACUUCAUCAGCAUCAGCAUCAGCUUCGAUAGUAAAGUCCCUGCCGGCUUCUACGCUGAGUGCGCCUCGCUCGCAGACGCCCUUCGACUCCUCUGCCGCCCCGUCGCGCCCGGACGGCUGGUCGGACGCUGCCAUGGCCUCUCCCCAGGCAGCAUCCACGGCCUCGCCAGCAGCAGAACAGCCGGCGCAGGCAAAGCAGCCGUCGAGCUUCUUCCCGCUAGGCUACAAGGAAGGAUUCAGUCAAUGGUGGACUUGCAUGCCCGCAGCCACCGCGGAGCACAGCGUCCUCUCCUUCAUCCCUUACCUGCAGCAGGUGCCAACGCACAAGCAGACCGGCAAGGAGCCGUCAGUCCCCGAUGGCCAGGCGGCCGACAGUCUGACGGCUGCGGACACCUCCCAGGAGGCCCAGGUGUCGGCCAAUUCGAUUGACGACCCUUACGGCCCCCGCAGAUGGCGGUCGAGCAUGGUGCAGCUCAGCGGCGACAAUCGAGCCCUGAACGAGUUCUCCGUCGAGCGUGUGGGCGAGAAGGUCGAGAACAACCUCGUCGUCCUGCACGGGUACGGAGCCGGGCUCGGUUUCUUCUACAAGAACUUCGAGAGCCUCAGUCGUGCCAAAGGAUGGCAGCUCUACGCCCUCGACCUGCUCGGCAUGGGACGCAGCACCCGCCCGCCCUUCAAGAUCCACGCCAAAGAGAGAGACCAGGCCGUCACCGAGGCCGAGGAUUGGUUCAUCGACGCCCUGGAGGAAUGGCGUGUCAAGCGGAAGAUUGAACGCUUCACCCUGAUGGGCCACAGCCUGGGAGGAUACAUGGCUGUUGCCUACGCCCUCAAGUACCCCGGCCGUCUCAACAAGCUCAUCCUCGCCUCCCCCGUGGGAAUACCAAAGGAUCCCCGGGCUGUCGACGCAGAGCUUACCGAGCCGUCAGAGUCGACCCUGUCCGCCGAGUUCACAGAGAGCCAGGACGCAACCACCGGCAACGCCAGUAAUAAUAACAACAAUAAUAACAACAACAAUAGCCUCGCAGCCAGGACUCCUCCUCUCCUGCGGCCCCUGCCCAAAUGGCUGACCUAUCUCUGGGACUCAAACGUCUCCCCUUUCUCCUUUGUUCGCUGGUCUGGCCCCCUUGGCCCUCGCCUUGUAUCCGGCUGGACGUCUCGGCGCUUCUCCCAUCUGCCUCAGCCGGAAUCAAAGGCCCUGCAUGACUAUGCAUACUCCAUCUUCAGAAUGCGUGGCAGUGGCGAGUAUGCGCUCUCAUACAUCCUCGCUCCCGGCGCAUACGCCCGCAAACCCUCAUCAAUCGAAUCCACGGCGUGGGCCGCCAACUAA